Molecule: messenger RNA, 6796 nt
Organism: Erinaceus europaeus (western European hedgehog)
Lineage: Eukaryota; Metazoa; Chordata; Mammalia; Eulipotyphla; Erinaceidae
Gene: TRIM67
Product: tripartite motif containing 67
Exons: 10
Coding region: 741-3098 (785 amino acids)
Molecular function (GO): zinc ion binding; protein binding
Source: RefSeq, a predicted model, not a curated record
GCUGGGCUGGAGUGCGGCGGGAAGGGAUUCCCGGUCCAGUGGGCUACGGCGUCGCCUGGCCAAGGUCAGAGGCACCGCAGGAGCCGCUCUCGUCGAACGCAGAAGCGGGUCCCGGCCUCAGGGAGAAAGCCCCAGGACGGCUCGGCGACCGUCCUCAGUGCCUGCAGUGCCCGGGAGGGAGACGUGGGAACAGACGCCCAGAAGCCUCAGUGGGGAACACCUGGGCUCUUGGGGAGCUGUCCACGUCUCUUGGUUCUGAACCUAAGCACACGAUCAAGCGGCCUGUUCCUGAGCCUUCAGUAAAUAGACGCCCCCAUUACUCCAGUCAAGGGAUUUAAGCCCGAGAGCUGUAACAGCAUCCUGGCAGCUGGUCCUGAUGUAAGAGGACCCCCCCCCGCGCGCACAGCGACCAGCGGAGGCGCUAGUGCUGAUUCAUCCCGCAGAGCGUCUCGGAAGCCAGGACAGCCGGCCAGCUGCGGACUCUGGACGCACCUUGAAGACACCGGUGCAGGAAUCUCCCUGGAGAAGGUGAGGACCCUCUCCCUUCUUACCCCAGACUGUCUCAAGGCGGUGGCUCUAGGAGGGAGAAGGGCGUGUCCCAGGGCUGCGAAACACCCAUGCCCCUGAGUGGGCCCCGCCUCCUGUGUCACGGGUGCUAACCGCGCUCAGCCCGCUGCUCGCCGCCCUCAGAGCUCGGCCAUCGCGGCCUCCGCCCUGAGCACAGGGCAGCCGGCGCGGCUAUGGAGGAAGAGCUCAAGUGCCCGGUGUGUGGCUCCCUGUUCCGGGAGCCCAUCAUCUUGCCCUGUUCACACAAUGUCUGCCUGCCUUGCGCCCGCACCAUCGCAGUACAGACUCCUGACGGUGAGCAGCACCUGCCCCCUCCGCUCCUGCACUCCCGGGGCUCCGGGCUGCCCACCAGCUCAGCAGCCGCCGCGCCCCCUCCCGACCAGGAGGCUGCGGUGGGCCGGGCCUUUGGCGGAGGUGGCAGCAGCGCGACAGGAGGAUGCCCUGGAGGCGGUGCGGGAGGGGUCGGCGACCACGCAGACAAGCUGAGCCUGUACAGCGAGACCGACAGCGGCUAUGGCUCCUAUACACCGAGCCUCAAGUCCCCCAACGGGGUUCGCGUACUGCCCAUGGUGCCAGCGCCCCCUGGCUCCUCGGCCGCCGCUGCUCGGGGUGCCGCCUGCUCCUCUCUCUCUUCGUGCUCUUCAAGCUCCAUCACGUGCCCACAAUGCCACCGCAGCGCCUCUCUGGACCACCGCGGCCUGAGAGGUUUCCAGCGCAACCGACUGCUCGAAGCCAUAGUGCAGCGCUACCAGCAGGGCCGCGGGGUCGGGCAGGGGGCAUCGGCAGUCCCAGAGAUGGCCAUCUGCCAGCUGUGCGACCGCACCCCACCCGAGCCGGCAGCCAAGCUCUGCGAGCAGUGCGACGUGCUGUACUGCGCUGCCUGCCAGCUUAAGUGCCAUCCGUCCCGGGGACCCUUUGCUAAGCAUCGGCUGGUGCAGCCCCCGGGGCCACUGGGGCCAGCCGAGACCCGUUGCGCAUCCCCAAGUGCGACCCAGGGCGCCCCCAGCGGAGGAGGCAGCUAUAAGAGCCCAGGGGGCGCUGGGGUUGGUUCGUCAGGGGGCAGCUCAGCCCGCAAGUUUCCUACUUGCCCAGAACACGAAAUGGAGAACUACAGCAUGUACUGCGUGAACUGCCGAACCCCGGUGUGCUAUCUGUGUCUGGAGGAGGGUAGGCACGGCAACCACGACGUGAAGCCGCUUGGGGCCAUGUGGAAACAGCACAAGGCUCAACUGUCUCAGGCCUUAAAUGGAGUUUCUGAUAAGGCAAAAGAAGCUAAGGAGUUUCUGGUUCAACUGAAGAACAUUUUGCAGCAGAUCCAGGAAAAUGGACUGGACUAUGAAGCUUGCCUGGUUGCUCAGUGUGAUGCUCUGGUUGAUGCUUUAACUCGGCAGAAGGCCAAGCUGCUCACCAAGGUUACUAAAGAGAGGGAACACAAGUUGAAGAUGGUUUGGGACCAGAUCAAUCAUUGCACAAUGAAGCUGAGGCAGUCAACUGGGCUGAUGGAGUACUGUCUGGAAGUGAUCAAGGAAAAUGACCCCUCUGGCUUCUUACAGAUUUCAGAUGCUUUGAUCAAGCGUGUCCAGGUGUCUCAGGAGCAGUGGGUGAAAGGUGCCCUGGAGCCCAAAGUGUCCGCGGAGUUUGACCUGACCUUGGAUAGUGAGCCUCUGCUACAAGCUAUCCACCAGCUGGACUUCAUUCAGAUGAAAUGUAGGGUGCCACCCAUACCCUUGCUGCAACUGGAGAAGUGCUGCACAAGAAAUAACAGUGUCACGCUGGCCUGGAGGAUGCCACCCUUCACUCAUAGCCCAGUAGAUGGCUACAUUCUGGAGCUAGAUGACGGCAAUGGAGGACAGUUCCGGGAAGUAUAUGUUGGCAAGGAGACUCUAUGUACUAUUGAUGGACUUCAUUUCAACAGCACCUAUAAUGCCAGAGUUAAGGCUUUCAACUCAUCUGGAGUGGGGCCCUACAGUAAAACUGUUGUUCUGCAGACAUCUGAUGUGGCCUGGUUCACAUUUGACCCCAACUCUGGGCACCGGGAUAUUAUUUUAUCCAAUGACAACCAGACAGCCACCUGCAGCAGCUAUGAUGAUCGAGUAGUGUUGGGCACAGCUGCAUUCUCCAAGGGUGUGCACUACUGGGAGCUGCAUGUGGACCGUUAUGACAACCACCCAGACCCUGCCUUUGGGGUAGCCAGGGCCAGCGUGGUCAAGGAUAUGAUGCUAGGCAAGGAUGACAAAGCCUGGGCUAUGUACGUGGACAACAACCGCAGCUGGUUUAUGCACUGCAACUCCCACACCAACAGGACAGAAGGUGGAGUGUGCAAGGGGGCAAUUGUUGGCGUGCUUCUGGAUCUGAAUAAGCAUACUCUGACCUUCUUCAUCAAUGGGCAGCAGCAGGGUCCCACAGCAUUCAGUCACGUGGAUGGGGUCUUCAUGCCAGCCCUCAGUCUCAACCGCAAUGUGCAGGUCACCCUGCACACAGGAUUGGAAGUGCCAACAAACCUAGGGCGGCCAAAACUGUCAGGCAACUAACCUGCCAACUUCAGGUCUCCACUGAUGUCUGGGGAAAACUUCACCAUUAUGAGCAAGCAACCCAUUUGGGCUGGAUGACCAUAUCAUAGGAGCCACCAAUUAUCUUAGGAACACAUUUUUGUUGGGGGACAAAGAGUAGGUCUGCACACCACACUUGCUGAGACCACUGUGGCUGAUGCAGAUAAAUGUGUGUUUCCACUUUGUUCCACCUCAGCACUACAAAUUCUCACCAAGAAGGACCUUUCAUGGGAAUGAGAAAGCAUCUGAGGUUUAUGGCUGUUUCCUGCCACCUGUCUUUAAAUCCUAUCUAUUUUGAAGGGCAAGAGGACACAAACUUAGAGACUAGCAUUGUGAGAGCCGGAGUAAAAUUUCACAUCCCCAUAGUCAACCUUUUGCUGGGAUGCCAUACUUUCAGAAUCUCAGGUUUGCAAGUUCCUAUCCUUGCCAGAAAGAGUUUUGAGGUUUGUUUGUUUUUUGGUCCCAGAGCUUUUGGUAUGUUAUACCAUUUGCAGAUCUAAUGUAGGAUAGAUAGGAAAAGGCACUGAUCACUAUUUUUUUAUCUUUGCCUCUCUCAUUGAACUGUUGAGCAACUUCUAAAAUGACUUCUUUAGCUCCUUCACUAAUCAACUAUUCUGUUUACACUUACACAUAAAUGAACUGUAUACAUAUACACACAAACACAUUUACUAAAAUUUGAUUACUCAAACCUUAGUUCUUAAACACAAAAGAAAACUAACACUUGAAUGACUAUAUGUCUUCACCAUGUGGUGGCUCUUUUCUAGAACUGAUUCUCCAACUGCAAACCUGCCUGGCUCACUCUCCAGCUGUGCAUCAUUUGCAUAUUAAGAUGAACCAUCCUGAGGAAUCCUCAGAGCUGGUUGCCUUUGCUUGGAGACCUAUCCUAAUGUCAUCAUGAAAACAAGAAAUACCUUUUGGCAGGAGUAGUUCUGUUCUAGUGGAAGCAGACAGGACCUCUGAAAAAAGCAGAAACUAGCAAUAUUGUAUUCCUUUUCUCCCAGUUUCCUAUGGAAAGCUUAGAUGUGCUGUAUCUGUUACCAAGACAAAACUCUGGGAGCAUAGUUCCCUCCUUAGUGGGAACACUUACUUUCUCCUUCAAGAUCCAUGUUGAGUCAUUUCCAUCUCUUUGCCUCUUCUCCCUUCUCUUCUCCGAUAUCACUUGCCACCUCCAUCUCCAACUGUAACAAAUCAUUCUCCUUUUUAAAAUAAUCUAUUUUAUCAAGCAUUUUGUUGUCAAGCUUGAGGAGUAACUUGUCUAUUUGCUAGAUUGGAUUUUGUUAAAACUUAGCCUAUAAACCAGCACCAACUGUGUUUGCUUGGUUCUAUUUGUUUAUUUAGAUGCUGCACUUGCUUCCUGAGUCACCUGGGCCAUGUUGUGCAGUCCUUCCUUCAAUCAGCAGAUCCGACAAUCCUACCUCAAAAUUCAUACUCUUAGCCCACAAGGCUGCCUUAGCCAGUUGAGUCCACAGGUGUGGCCAGCUAGAGCAGCUGCCCAGAAUCUUCAGGAGUCCUUGGUGCUGUGUUUAAGGCUCUGUCACCAAGGUCCUGGCAGUUAGAACUAAAGGUCUGCCUCUUUGUCUCAUCAUCACACUAAUGGUUUCCAGAGUGCAUAGAGGCACACCUCAUCCUUCUUGAGAGCUCUGGCCAGAGUUGACCAAGUCAUGCACACACAGAGGCUUUCCUCUGUGCAGCUCUUCUUUGUUCCUCUCAGCUUCAUUCCUUAGCCAUAGCUCCGUGUGCACUUCGCAAGUAAGUGAAGAAGAUUCCUUAGAGUUGGAGAACAUAGGAACCUAAUGCUGAGUGGGAAGCUGUGACUGGCAGUACAGACACAUCUGCUUUGGAAUAUGUCUCAUUGUCUUUUCAGCAAAGAUGAGGCUGGAAUACAAGUGAGAAAGGAAUAUGUCAAGCUACCAUUCUACAACCACCUCUCCUGGCACAAAACAUUUUUCAGGGACAAAAAGUGAGUCUGAGAGAGAAGGUAGGUAUGGGCCACACACCUGUUUUUGAGGAAUCAGCAAAAUGAAGCAAUUCAAUAACUGUCUUAUGUCACCCUCCUAGAAAGAAUUUGAAUUAGAAGUGACAGCUUGGGAAAUUUACAUCACUAUAGAGUUCCCUUUACAACAUAGAGUUACUUUACAACAUUGCAACACUUUGUACAUAAAAUUAUAUCAAGAUGGUGCUUUUGUUGAACUGGCUAAGGAAUAAUUUGUUAAUCUGUUCCAGUGAGAAAGAAAUUUAAAAAAAUUAAAAUAUCUUAUUCUGUUGCAUUGCAUUUGUAAAUAAUGCUUCUGUAACAUAGUUCCAUGGUUUGUUCUUUGCUAGUGAGCCAGUCUGAUAAGUAUGUAUGCUUUUUCUUUAACAAUUACUUUCUUUUAAAAAUAUCCAGUAGUAUCUUACUACAUAGCAUCUUAACUCCUUGUUCAAACAAGAUAAGGUAUUAAUUAUAGCCCUGCUAUCCACCCUCCUCUCUAUCCUGUUUGGAAAAAUAACUGUCCAAAUGGGGGCAGACAUUAAUCACACUGGCUCACAGCAUAACUGGCUUAAAGUCAUAAAACUGUGUAACUCACAUAACUUGUAAAACUUGUAUAACUGUAAAACUCAUCAAUCCUGUGUACCCUGCAAUUUUGACAGCACCAUCAAGGCAUCCCAUGACCCACCCAGGUUGGGGAAAACAACUGUUAAGUUUACCAAGAGAAAUGGGAACAUGUUCAUCUUUCUUGCUCUUAGUACCUUUACCACUGCUCUUAGCAGUUUUACCCCUACGUUCUGCCUACUUGAGCACCCUCAGUAAAAAUUAGAAUACAGGAUCUUCUUAUAGGAACUUUUGCACUUAAGCCUUAACUUUAGCUACUAGAAGUUAAACAUCCUAUGAAGGGAUGUUUCAGCACAGUCAAGUAGGCAAUUCAUCAAAGGAGCAGCCAUCUUGUGGUCAUCUACUGGCUAAGGAAGUGUGGGUGCAUAAAAUCUUUGGAGCAAUUCAAUAUAUGAUUACUGAAAAACACUAUUAUAAGGCCCACAGAUGAUACCAGAAUUUCUCAGCCUCAGACUUUUGACAUUCUGGAAAUGAGUAAUUCUCUGUGACCAGGGGCUAUAUGAUGUUGGGCAGCAUGAUGCUGGGUAGCAUACCUGGCAUUCACCCACUAGAUGGCAGUAGGAUCGCCAGAUUUGCAGUGACAAUUGCAAGUGUCUAGAUAUACUGCAGUCCUCACCCCCCCCCCCACACACACACACAUCUUAGCUGCCUCUUGUUGAGAACCACUAGGUUAUACUAGUGGCUUAUGUGUUAAUAUGCAGAAUGAUGCAUAAGAUAUUCGCUUCACUGUUACAUGAAAAAGUCUAUAUACCACAGGUAGUAGGCCUUCAUCUUAAUGCCCAUGACAAGAUUCUUCUGCAAGCCUGAAAUAUUCUCUGACAGCUGGGGAAGGUAAUUAAAAACAGGAUGUUCUAGGAAUAGAAGCUAACCUAUCAGAUCCCACUUUCUAUGUGCUGAGAGUCCCUGAAACUCCCACUUCCUAGCAAACAAAACUUUUCUGUUGUUAUUUUAAACCAGAGUACUACUCAGCACUGGUUUAUGGUGGUGCUAGGGGUUGAACCUGUAACCUCUGGUGCCUCAGGCAUGAAAAUCUGUUGUGCUACUAAUGGUGCUAUCUCCCCAGCCUGAAAGUAAAACUUCUUAUCUU